Electrophorus electricus (electric eel) is the source of this 999-nucleotide messenger RNA. Its product is annotated as aquaporin-10-like. Gene Ontology annotation, molecular function: water channel activity; glycerol channel activity; urea transmembrane transporter activity. The record is from RefSeq and is a predicted model, not a curated record. Gene Ontology annotation, cellular component: plasma membrane; basolateral plasma membrane. Gene Ontology annotation, biological process: water transport; glycerol transmembrane transport. Lineage: Eukaryota; Metazoa; Chordata; Actinopteri; Gymnotiformes; Gymnotidae.
GGCACAUUCAUCUUCAUGAUGUUUGGCUGUGCAGCUCUUGCACAGGUGAAGACCAGUCGAGGCAGCAAGGGACAAUACUUGUCAGCCAACAUGGCUUUCUCUGUGGGUGUUAUGUGUGCCAUGUACUGCUGUAGGGGAAUCUCAGGAGCUCAUAUGAACCCUGCAGUAUCUCUAAGCUGUUGUGUGCUGGGCCGCCUGGCUUGGUCGAAGCUACUACCCUAUUGUUUGGCUCAAGUGAUUGGGGCUUUCCUGGCUGCGGGGCUGGUCUUCUUGAUGUAUCAUGAUGCUAUAAUGAGCUACAGUGGUGGCGUUCUGACUGUGUAUGGUCCCAAUGAAACUGCCUCCAUCUUUGCAACGUACCCCGUUGAAUUCCUGUCUUUGGGAAGCAGCUUUCUUGACCAGGUGGUUGGAACAGGAAUGGUAUUGCUGUGCUUCCUCCCAUUGGAUGACCAGCAAAACAGCCCCGCACCUCCUGAUCUGGUCCCACCACUUGCUGCAACUGUGCUUUUGGGCGUCUCUAUGUCAAUGUCGUAUAACUGCGGUGGUGGGAUUAACCCUGCUAGAGACUUUGGCCCCCGCCUAUUCACUUUCAUGGCUGGAUGGGGCUCUGACGUAUUCACGUGCUAUAACUACUGGUUCUGGGUGCCUAUUGCUGCACCAAUGCUGGGGGCAGUCAUAGGUUCCUACAUUUACCUCAUCUUCAUCCAGUGGCACUUACCAGAUCCUGACACAGACACCUGUGCCAAUGCUUUAAAUAUUUUACCCAAGUUGGAAGAAGUGGAAACGAUCACCCAAAAUGGAACUGAACACAAGUUUUAGAGAAGGCUGUGGUGGUUGGAAAAGAAUGCAGGACUUUGUUUUGUACUGGUGAAUGCCUUGAUUCAUUAUCAAAUAAUCUAUUUUGGUCACAGUCCAGUUUUGAACUGUGUCACAGUAAAGGUUCUCUGAUGUGUUUUUAAUAUUGCAAUGCAUGUUAGUCUUGAUGCGUAUCAAAAAUAA